AUGAUCAGUUUGUGCAUGUCGACGAUUGACAACGUUGUUAACUUUACCGACUGUACCACCAUGCCGUCGAACGGAGAUGCACAACAAGAUCCACGGAUCAUACGCGCUCUAGAACGAUCACUUGAGCUUGGUGAGACUGGGAUAGCUGUGGCAGCAUAUUAUCGUGGCAAAAAGAUCAUUGACGCUGUUGCUGGUGUUGCAAACGCAGAGACUGGCGAGAAAGUGACCAGAGAUACUCUGUUCCCGGUCUUUUCUGUUACGAAGGGAGUCGUAGCUUUGGCAGUCCAUCUACAGGCUGAACGUGGUCUAAUUGAUCUCAAUGAGCGCAUAGCAAAAUAUUGGCCAGCAUUUGGUCGAAAUGGCAAAGAGACCAUUACGAUCGAGCAAGCUUUAUCUCACAGGGCAGGAAUUCCUCAGAUGCCAAAGGGAGUCACACCAGAACUAAUGGCCAAUUGGGAGUGGAUGAUCAAACAGAUUGAGUCGUUCACCUCAAUCUUUCCACCUGGCGAGGCUAAUGCUUAUCAUAUACUGGUUUGGGGCUGGAUCGUGGGAGAGGUCGUGCGGCGCACUGAUCCGCAGCAUCGACCUGUUGAACAAUUUGUUUAUGACGAGAUCUGUAAGCCUAUUGGGGCCAAGAACUUCUUCCUUGGUGUCCCAGACACAGAACUACAACGUGUUGCCAAGCUCAGUGGGGGCAACGACUUUGUUAUGCAGGACGACUAUGGAAUAUGUCCUAGGGCAGUAUUUCCUGGCUCAGAAAUACACAACACCAGAAUCGUUCAGCAAGGUGUAGAUCCAGGUGCUGGAGCCAUUACUACAGCUAGUGCUGUUGCCGCAAUUUUCGGCAUCGUUGCUGGCAAAGGUCAGUUUGGCGGACACCAAUUCUUGUCACCCGAGCGAGUUGAAGCUUUUGCGAAAUUCAGGGAAGGAGCCUAUGAUCAAGAUAAGAUAUUGCCCAUUCCUGUCUGGUUUGGCGCGGCUGGAUAUUGGUUAGGAGGAGAACCUACGGCUUCAGACCCUUUAGUGGGUGAUCACAGAGAGAUCGUAUACAGCCCGGGCGCGGGAGGGUCCCUGGCAUGGGCGGACUUCAGAAAGGAUCUAGCCGUGGCAAUUUGCCAUAACAAUAUGGACACUCCCAUGAUCUUAGAGCCCGAGAGGACCUAUGCUCCUAUUGUACAAGCCAUUAGAGAGAUAGUCAAGGAUCUGGAAUGA
Molecule: messenger RNA, 1212 nt
Organism: Lithohypha guttulata
Lineage: Eukaryota; Fungi; Ascomycota; Eurotiomycetes; Chaetothyriales; Trichomeriaceae
Exons: 2
Coding region: 1-1212 (403 amino acids)
Source: RefSeq, a predicted model, not a curated record